Messenger RNA from Biomphalaria glabrata, 5582 nucleotides. RefSeq lists its product as uncharacterized. Gene Ontology annotation, cellular component: extrinsic component of cytoplasmic side of plasma membrane. Gene Ontology annotation, biological process: cell surface receptor protein tyrosine kinase signaling pathway; cell differentiation; innate immune response. Gene Ontology annotation, molecular function: signaling receptor binding; non-membrane spanning protein tyrosine kinase activity; ATP binding. The transcript has 22 exons. The record is from RefSeq and is a predicted model, not a curated record. NCBI's taxonomy places the organism in Eukaryota, Metazoa, Mollusca, Gastropoda, Planorbidae. Bases 500 to 3163 code for a protein of 887 amino acids.
UUACUAGCACAAAAACAUAAAGCAAACUAAAACUCUAAGGCAAUUUCACAAGACACAAGGGCCUCAUAGCUAGCAAUAACCUUCCUUCAAUGGACAGUACCAAGAAAAAGAAGAAGAGGCAGACUGAGAAAGCAAUGGAAAGACAACAUAAAAGAAUGGUAGGACAUGUCAUUGAAAGAGAUACUAUCGAGAGAGGAAUGGAGAAAGCCGGUCUACAGAUCUUGUGUGUUGCCUAAACGGUCCGAUAGACCAAGGGAUAGGUGAAGGGAAAGGUGAUAGCCGUACUUUCGGUAAAACCUUAGACUUAUUUCGGGGUAAUUCGGAGAUUUAUAAAAUAUUAUGACUUACAAUCUGUGAAAUACAUUCCGAAUGUGUGUGAUACUGAGGACGUUUUCGGACGAUCUUACAUUUAUUCAUCAACUAAAUUGUGUUCUACUGUUAGUUCUUAUCCUUAUAUUUCACGUACAGCUCUUGUUCUCCCACAGGAAAUUUCUAAAAAAUGCAAGCGCAAAGUGGUGAGUCAAUCAGUCGUCUGAGGCUUUAUUCUUCGAGCGAAAACAUUCUGAGACAUCCAAACGAGAGGAGCCUGGACUAUAGCACAUUACUCAAGAUAAACAUAGAAAAAAAGUUUACUGACAACAUAACUCCUAACAUUGCUCAAAACAUUUUUAAUAUUUUUGAUAAAUACAACAGUAGUGUUUUAUUGGAGCCCUUCAACAUCACCACAGUGCUAACAGCUAAAGAGUUAUUGAAUCAUUUAACAAAAUAUGAAAACUGGUUUCCAACCUUGUUGAAGUGCCUAAAGGACAAACAAAUACGACUCAAUAAAUUAGCAAAAGAUCUGCAGAAAAUAGAAGGUAACGUCCGGCAGAGCAGACAAAGGCAACAACUUAAUGUCCAGGAGUAUUCUUACCAUGGCAGACGUGGUUUUAAUUUCUUUGGCUGGUUUAGAAGACGUAGGCCAGAAAACAAUCAUUUCACUGCCAGUGAAUCCAACUUAUGCAUCACACAAACUGACUCUAACGAUACUUUAAAUGGAUCUUCAGGCAGAGCAACUCUUGAAUACCCCAAGAAAUGUUCAUGUAUGCUGACUGAUAUACUGAGGUCUCUAUCAGCUAAUGCAACUUUAUCCAAUAGAAGUAACUUCGAGGAUAUCUGGAAUAGUAUACAUCUUUUAUUGGAUAUUAUCAAAGAAUAUAAAAACAGCAUUUCUGUUCUAGAAAAGAUUCUUACAAGACAUAAUCUAACAGAUUUACUUCUGCGCUUUUGUCAAUACAUAUCAAACGAAGGUACAGAGACCAUUUAUAGAAUAAAGGAGCUAACAUUGGAGCUUAUGGUCUAUUUGACCAAUUAUAAUUCCUCAGUUGUCAAAAUGGAGAAUGCCAAGAUUGAAGAAUGGUUUCAGUUCAUUUUUAACGAACUACUAAAUCCAGCAUCAUUUUUGUCAUCAAAUGAUGAUUUGGAAACGAGGAAUGAUCUUGUUCAAAGGAAAAGAAACUUAAUACUUGUACUUUUAGGGCUAGUCAGAAACGUUACAAGAGGAAAAGAGUAUUUUCUUACGGAUCAAUGGAAGAAGCUGCUACAACAACUGAGAGGGGAUACAGACAAAUUUGUUUCCGAUAUGUCUCUGUUUAUUCAAGUUUACAUUUAUGAAGCAAAAAAGAUUUUGAAGUUUAUAACAGAAAAACAGAGAAACAUUGAGGAAACAGUGCUAGGACUGCAAGAUUUCUUUAAAUAUUUUUCAACUUAUAACACUAUAAGCAACUUGGCUCAUGUAGAGCUUCAUGCUUAUAUUGAUGGACUAUUUAGAUUAGCGUCCAUUCCGCAGUUUGCAGACUUGAUGAAAGAGGGAGACAUCUUGGUCCACGUACACAACAAUGUUCAACAUGUGAACGACCAAAUGAUUUAUAGAUCGUAUCUCCACCUCAUCACCACACUUGGAUUCCCAGCAACAAAUGAUUUUAGGAAAACUAACAGAAGGGCUACAAGUGCCACAGACACAAGUGCUUCAGGCUCUACCAAACCGAAAACUCUCAAUGGCGAAGACACUCCUCCAUAUGAUUAUAUCGACGUAGCCGAGGACCGUGAUGUGCACUACAAUACAAUGGGAAAAUCUCCGACGGAAAGAGAUUUGCAAUCACUUUAUAAUCAAAUGUCACCUUUGAAAAGAUCGCACUCCUUAGGCGUCGUAGCGGAAACACUAAAGCCAGACGGCAAGGAAGAGUCUUGUUUUUCUUUUGGUACGAACAACGUGAUAAACCCGUCAACUGUGACUGUUCUACCAAGGUUUCUAACAUCGAAAGAAAUGAAUCAUUCACUUCAACAUACUGACGAAUUAGAGGACAUUGAAAUCCCUAUCACAGCUAUACAAUUCAUUAAUAUAGUUGAUAAAGGAAAUUUCUCCAUAGUCAGAAAAGGCAAUCUGAACCAUCGCACAGUGGUAGCUGUGAAGUCCAUGAUACCACACGAAAUGUCGACACAACAGUUUCUAUUCGAAGCUGUACUUUUGAAACGUCUGGACCAUCCAAAAAUCGUUAAGAUUUUGAAGGUGGUAAUUGAAGAGCCCAUAAGCCAUAUAGUACUGGAGUUCCUCUCUAAUGGAAACUUACACGCUUAUUUAGAAAAUGGUGGAUUACAGAAUGGGACGUUAAAAGACAUAGUGAAUAUUGCUGUUCAAAUUGUGGAUGGUAUGGCAUUCGUCCACAAACAGAAAAUAAUACACUGUGAUCUAAGAGCAGCAAAUAUCUUAGUCGGUAAUGACAACAAUGUAAAAAUUGCAGACUUUGGACUAGCCCGAACAUUACAUAACAAUAAUGGCAAUCAUUUAUUGAAAGACAGGUUUCCUAUUAGAUGGACAGCUCCAGAGGGAUUAUUAAGCGACCAGUUCAGCCUUAAAUCCGACGUCUGGUCAUUUGGUAUAGUCAUGUAUGAGUUAAUCACAUUUGGACGAGAACCUUACACAGGAUACUCUAAUGAUGAGGUCAAAGAAUUGAUUAAGAAAGGAGAGAAAUUAUCCAGACCAACCAAUUUACCUUUGAAAGAUAUUCCAGAAUCGUAUUAUGAAAUCAUGUAUUCCUGCUGUGACUUUUCAGUUCAGAAUAGACCAAGCUUUAUACAAGUUCAAGUAGAGUUCAUGCGUAAAUAUCAAGUUCAAGAAACUUAAAAAGAAAGGACUUUAUUAAAAAGACAAUUCCUUCUUUUUAAAUAUUUAGAAUAGAAGCUAGUUUAUGAAAUGACAAUGAUGCCUGUGUAUUAAAAAAUCUUAUAAUUAUUGUAUACACAAGACAAGCGCAAAAUGUUUCUAAACCUCUAUUGGUUUAUUUAAGGAUUUAUAUAAGGAUUCAUUUCCAUUUACGUUUGCUCAAAAUUGAGAUUCGCAGACACAAAAUGAUUAUAUAUUUAGGUGCUCGUCAAACACAACUCUGCCAUAGUCGGGAUUUAAGUUCGAGCCCCUGUGUUAGGUGGUCGAGCCGUAGCAGAGCGGUUUUGGUCUCUCUCUCACACACAAUCCACAAGUUUCAGGCAUAUCACCCCGCUCUGUGCGAGAGACUUGGGAGGACAUAGGUCUAAGAAAGUCUAAAAAUACUUUGAAUAAUUACGCUGCGUGUUGGGCACAAUAUUACUGUAAAAUGUGUUUGUUUAUGCACCAUACCUACAACAUGGCUUUCUUUCUUCGCUUUAUAUAAGCGCCAGUCUGUGAAGUUCAACGAUAAAACAAUGGAUUGUUUGUCAGAUGUCUUACAUGCGUCGGAUGUUCCUUGUAAAAUGUUUUACCUGUGUCGGGUGUUCCUUGUAAAAUGUUUUACCUGUGUCGGAUGUUCCUUGUAAAAUGUUUUACCUGUGUCAUAUGUUCCCUGUAAAAUGUUUUAUCUGUGUCAUAUGUUCCUCGUAAAAUGUUUUACCUGUGUCGGAUGUUCCUUGUAAAAUGUUUUACCUGUGUCGGAUGUUCCUUGUAAAAUGUUUUACCUGUGUCGGAUGUUCCUUGUAAAAUGUUUUACCUGUGUCGGAUGUUCCUUGUAAAAUGUUUUACAUGUGUCGGAUGUUCUUUUUAAAAUGUUUUACAAGUUUCAGAUGUUACUUCAGAGUUGAAGAUAAUCUACUUUCUAGUCCAAACCUUUAGCAGGACGACGGGGAUGGGAGCGGGCAGGGUUUGAACCCGGGACCGCCGAGACAACCGAACGACAGUCUAGCGGGCAUACCGCACUACCAGGCAGCCAUGCGGUGAUUGGGGUGUAGUACAGUGUUGGCUUGCUAUAAACAAUUUCUCCAGAUAUUUUUUUUUUACUAACUAAUUUAUGUUAAUGUGUUUAUUUUUUCAAAUGUAAAAGAAAUUAUCAUGUACAUUUUCGUAUCAUCAUUCUCCACAUUCAAUACCGCAUAUCAAUCUUUAUGUCUUUGGAUGGAAAGCAAUCAGCAAUAAUAAUAUCACUAAUGAUUUACUGUGUCUCGGCAAUUUUGACUUGGUACUAUUGUAGGUUUAAACAUGAAAGUAAAAAAAAAAAUGAACAUCACUAAAUUAAUACUGCUUUCAUUAAAAAACAAUAAUGGCAUAUAUAACGGAAUACGACACUAUAUGCAUCUAUUUUCUUGUGCUAUAUCAGUUCAUUCCCUUUAAACACAUUAUUUUCGAGUGAAUUCUAGAAGCAAUGAUCUACCCGAGAUGACAGAACGAGGUCAGUAGAAAAAUGAAAAUUGUAUAAAAUUAAAAUAACUUCUUCGCUAACAGAUCUUUUUUUUUUCAUCAGACAAGUCGCAACCCCAUUAACCAUGGCUCGCGGAACUAAAAAGGUUGAGAAUCAUUGCUUUAAAUAUUUGUAAUAUUUUUAUAUUACAACAUGGGUAUAUUUCUUACCUACCUAUAUAUAUAUAUAUGUACACUAUGUUAAGCAAAUGUUGCAACUGCGUAUUUACUGCUGUAUAUAUAACUAUAUGAAUACAUUGUAUUAUAAUCACGAUCUGCAGAUGAUAGUAAACAUACUGUUUGUAUAUAAAACUAUCAUGACAUAUUGAUGUUGAUGGGUAAAAGUGUGUGUGUGUGUUUGGGCUAAGUCGCAAAGAAUGGGUUAAUGUCUGGACGUGGAGAGUAUGAUAUGCAAUGAUUUCGGAUAAAGGCUUGUUGAGACCGUGAGUUCUUUAGGUUUUUUGAAAAGAAAUAUAGUUACAUUUGGGACCUGAAAGGAAAUGGCUGAGACAGUUAUUUAACUUACCAUGAAGAGUAAAAUAAAUGUAGCAUUGAUGUUUAGAUAUCAAAUUUAAAUUCACAUUUGUAUGUACUCUUUCUUGUUUUCCUUUGAUAUUUCUAAAUCUUUUGAAUGAUUGCAGAAAUAUAUAUUUUUUAAAAAGUAUUUGCAUUUUUUCUUAUAAAAACAUUUCUGAAGUUAAAUGGUCGCAACUUAAUCCUUGAUGUAUAGACUUAUGAUUCACUUAGUUUAAAAGCAUAAUUUGCUAAACGUAUGUGUAUUUUAAUUAUUAAACUUAAUUCUUGUUGUGGAAAAGACUUUACAGCUGUAUUUGUAUGUGGAGGUAUUAUCAAUAUGGAUUAUAUUUUUAUGAUGCUUAUUUAAAAAUAUUUUUAAGUAUAG